AUGUUGGCCAAGAUACGACGCGCGGCGAUACUAAGGGCCGUUCGAAACCGAAACAUUCUGAACAUCAUGGUGUCGGUGGAAACGCUUGUGCAAGAGCAGCUCGACGAGGCCAAGUUCUUCGUCAAGAACGUGAUUGCUUUGCGAGAUUUCAAGACCCAGCGGGCUGCCCGAAUCAUCCAGGGCGGCUUUCGUCACCGGGCUGAGGUCACCAGACGGUCGGUUGCCAUGAUCGUCCGCGCCACGCGCCGCUGGCUCAUGAGGGGAAGCCUGCGUCGUGCGCGCAUCAGGCGCGGCAUUCGGCGUUAUCGCGGGAGUCUGUCGCGACGAAACCUGGGGCUACAAGAGACCAGCCCUUUCGCCCUCACGGUGGCGAGGGAGUUUCCUAGAGAGGGCCGUUGGUGGGACUCCGGCCCUUCCGUGGCGCCGCGGCCGAAGUGGGGUACCCUGCGGGUGAGGAACGAGGAGGCGCGGUCGCGGCAGCGAGCGCUCAGCCUCGCAGAUCUGAUCAUAACCGGGCAGCAGAAAAGCGAUGAUGAUGGUGGCGGUGGGCGUGCGGGCAACGCGCGGGUAACUAUGUCUCCUUUGGAGGGCGGCAGCGGCGGCGUUAGUGGGACAUCUCCGACGUGGAAAGCGAAGGGGCGGGGGUCCGGUAGCAGCAGCAAGGGUAACGCGAUCGGGAUCGAAGCUACCGGCGGCGGAAGGAGGAACAAACAUUAUGACUCUAUAAGGACAGAGGCAGGGGGCACGGCAGCGGCGAUAGGCAUAGGGUUCAGCAAGGGGGCUGCUAUCCGGAGAGCGGCGUCGAUGGUAGACCCGAGGGAGGCCGAGAAGGCCGCCCUCAUGGACGAGAUCGGGAGGAGACACGCCAGGAGGACUGCCGUCGCCCCGUCCUUCAACACGCUUAGCAUCGCGGAGAAGCACCAGCUCAGAGAAAGGGAGUUUCAGGAGCAGAGGGAGAAGCGGAGGGCCGCCGUGGAGAGGGAAGCCCGCAGAAAAGUAAGCCUAUCGAUGGAUUCAGAGUAA
This is a messenger RNA of Ectocarpus sp. CCAP 1310/34, 1023 nucleotides long. Lineage: Eukaryota; Phaeophyceae; Ectocarpales; Ectocarpaceae. The record is from the annotation of a GenBank genome assembly.